CUCAGCCAAGUUUCACACCUAUGCACGGUUCAUGGCAUGUUUUAGAGAUCGCGCUAUGGUCAUACUAGUAAUAAAAUGGCGGGAGUUGUACACGAAUUUCAUUUGGUAAACAAUUUGUAUUUAUAAAAUGGUAAGAAAACGGCCGGUGCCGUGUGUUACGGCGCCAGAAGUGAACACCGCAACGAAACGCACACCGAAGCGUCCCAAGAAGUUUACCGAUUUUAUAUUGACCACAACAAAACGCUCACCCGUACGUCCCAAGAAGUUUACAAAUUUUAUAUUGACCACAACAAAACGCUCACCCGUACGUCCCAAGAAGUUUACCGAUUUUAUAUUGACCACAACGAAACGCUCACUCGUACGUCCCAAGAAAUUGUCGGUCGGAGCUGAUUUGACCACAACGAAACGACCACCACCAAGGCGUCCCAAGAAACUAUCAAACGAAGAUAUUUUGACUACCUUAACCGAGCCCGAGCGUCGCAUAAGAAAAUGCGUAGUAAAAAUAAGACGCAUUAAGGUGCAAAAGGGUGUCGGCUCCGAAGAAUCUCGGAAUGACCCGCCUGAUGCCAGCACUUUUGAGCCGGCUCGCAACUCGACGAUGUACGCUCCUCCGAAGGUACAGAAAUCAACGAUACCCCAAGAUAUCAAGGAAAAGGUGGCAGAUUCCAAAACAUCACCAUUUCGGCAACGCAUAGGGAGAAUAUGCCUUAGUGGACCGGCAGCAGAGAUUUCGGCCAAGAAAUCAACUCGUUUCUUCCACAGAGAUCAGACUAUAAUCAGAAGACGAUCAUCGGUAACCCGAAACGUCUUCGAUUUUAUCUCGCAGUCCCAGAUCGAAGAUGACAAUAAUAGGGAGGAUCCCGCGGCAGACAUUAUUAAGCGGAUGGUUAAGGAUGGAAAGGCCUGCGUAAUGGUGCGGUCAAAAGUCGGCAAAACUAGAGUCAAAAGAACUGCGAAAAAGGUCCGACCUGUGGGUAGGCGAAGAAAGAUUUCGACAAAAGAUAAGGAGCCCGAGCCGGUACAGGUUGCCUCCAAGCCCAAAGAACCACGCCUUCAAAAGCCAUCACGCUGCUUAUCAACCAUUUUCGAGCCCGAGGAAGAUUCUAGCAACGAUUCUGAGCAGGGGUACGUGCAGCCCAUCGAAGUACCUGUUCAGGUGCAUGUCGAGCCGAGCACUUCUAAGCAACCGCAUGUCGGAGCCUACAGUAAUUUGGCCCGAUCCGUAAUGCUUAAUCAGACCCAGGCGCAAAGUUCACUGGCAUCCACAGACAGACGCCGAGAGCUUAUUAACAAGGCGCGACAGUUGGUUAGCACGCCACUGAAUCGCAGGGUUCCUCCGGUGACAGAAGUUAGUGCUUCCACCGCUGCAUUGUCGCCGAUUACCCGCCAGUCUCCCAAUGCAGUUGGCACGACAGGAGGGGCAUCCCCCUGGCGCGUUUCCGACGAAUCCCCAUUGCCAAAUACUUUCAUGUUUGGUUUCAACACCUCCCAGAUGCCAUCGUACUCCAGUGAUCACGUGCGGCGACGGCAUGUCUAUGUGCCAGAUGUACCUGUACAGCAAUCUGAGAACAUCCCUCACGAGGAAUCCAUUUGUCCGCCUUUGCAAGAGCAAUGUCAUGACUCAAAUGGAAACGACUCGAAUGAGGAGAACCGACCCCCUCCCACAAUUAACACAUCGAUGCCGAUCAAUGACCAGGAAAGCGCAGAGAAUACAGAUAACUUUGUGCACCUGCCAAAUCCUCGGAGAACGGUGCAGAAACGAAUGCCUUUCAAGGAUAUUAACAUACUAGAAGUAAUGACGCUGCCGCCUUGGAAGAAGAACGUGCCAGCCACUAUUUCAAAAGAAAUCACUCCUACCAAAGUGGACCCUCAUCCAAUAGCAACUUCAUCACCAGCGCAACGCACUCAAACGCGGGUGAAUCUUUUUGGUUACGACGAUGCAUUGUCAUGUGAAGAUAUACCUAGAAAAACAACGACUCCCUCAAAAGGUAUCGCUCACACAAGUGUGUCCUUUAACCGAGAAGUGACUACUGCUUUAGCUAAUCGUAAUCAAAUGGAUGUAAAUACUUUCGGAUGUCAGGAAAUAUCGCCCUGUGAAAAUAUACCGAAUGAACGUACGGAAACACGAACGUCACCUUCACGAAAUCUCUUUGGAUUCGAUGAAUUUAUCACCGAAUGCGAAGAUGUGCCAUCCGAUUCCAUGGCGUUGAGUCAAAACGGAAAUCUGCAUGACAAGCUCCAUCGUCUGGCAGAGCUGCGACCCAGAGAAGGGGAGCUUCCACAACUAUCAUGGACCCCGAAUCGUUCCGAUUACCUGCAAUUGCAUUCGAAGCAAAUGGAUAUCAGAGACGUGUUUUGCUCCACUAUGAUUGCGCUGCCCUCAGCGGUGAAACGGAAAGCUGCUGCACUGGUUGCGAGGGAAUCGAUGGGACUGUUUGGGGUUGACCAAGACGAGCCGGAGCAAUCAUUUGCCGAUAAGCAACCCAGACGAACUUAUGUGAAGGAGCGUCCGCAGCGUAAGCGGAAGAAGCGAGUGCAGAUAUUGUACAUCGAGAGUGAAAGUGAGGACGAGAACGAGAACGAGCAGGACUCGCACGACAAAAGCCUUGAUUCUCCGCAGAAGAAGCAGCAACGCGUUAAACGGCCACGCAGAGACAUCGAGCAUGAGGCUAAGUUGCAGCAGUUCAUUUCCAGUUUCAACGAGCAAUGUGAGGAAGUGGAAAAGUUCCCAGUGAUCAUUGAAUAAUCGCAUUGCCUGUUUAUAAGUUUAAUUUUUUUGUGUUCAGAUAAGGGGAAGUAGUCGUUUUUAUUUUAAUGUGCUUUCGUUUUAAUGAUUUAUGUUUGGUACCUUGUUUUAUGUAAAAAUAUAGGAAUAUUGCGUGUCCUCGAGUAUGUAUAAGGACAUCAGUCUAAAAUGUGUCGCAGUAAAAAUUAACUAACCAAGUGUCUGCAAUGCACUUUAUGCAAUCCUAGACUAUUUAGACUACGCAUGUAUUUUUACUAUCAAAAGCUUGAAUUACGUACAGCUUUGAAGUUUCGGUAUUAUGCCCUAUCAUUAUAUAUUAAAUUAAAUAAAUUACAAAUCUUAACAAUCAUA
Messenger RNA from Drosophila erecta, 3097 nucleotides. RefSeq names its product protein dalmatian. NCBI's taxonomy places the organism in Eukaryota, Metazoa, Arthropoda, Insecta, Diptera, Drosophilidae. The record is from RefSeq and is a predicted model, not a curated record. Bases 128 to 2746 code for a protein of 872 amino acids. The transcript has 3 exons.